Naegleria gruberi is the source of this 1468-nucleotide messenger RNA. RefSeq lists its product as uncharacterized. NCBI's taxonomy places the organism in Eukaryota, Heterolobosea, Eutetramitea, Acrasida, Naegleriidae. Gene Ontology annotation, biological process: ubiquitin-dependent protein catabolic process. The transcript is spliced from 2 exons. The record is from RefSeq and is a predicted model, not a curated record. Bases 95 to 1408 code for a protein of 437 amino acids. Gene Ontology annotation, cellular component: COP9 signalosome.
AAAAAUACAAGUUCACUUCCUCAGGCUGUUGGCUCGUAAUUUUUGAUCAUCAUCAAAAAAUAAUUAUCAAAAAUAAUCAUCAUCAGCAAUAAUAAUGGAUACAAUUGUUUCACUCAUCCUUCAAAGCAAGAAGAAGGAUCAAUUAGAUGAUCUCCAAAAGAAGCUUGAAGCUAACAUUGAUAAGUUGAGACAAAUGACUGGUCAUGUUUCUACAGCCUUGAAAGCUUUGAGACCUGAUGAACACGCUAUGGGUAUUACAUAUUUACUUUUCGCCAAGGCUACUCUUCCAAAGCUUGAUGAAAGCUUUUUGGUUGAAGUUGAAGGUUUUGUUUCAGCUAUGGAUGGUGAACAAACUAGAAGAGCCGCUAACAGAUUUGUUUAUGUUACUAAUAGAUAUAUGGAAUUGUGUAGAGAUAAUAACUUGUCAAGCAGAGGUAUUAGAACCCUCCAAGUUGCUGUUCAACGUUUCCGAAAGUCAUCAGAAUUUUUGACUCCUGUCCACAGUCAAUUACUCUGUUUGUGUUUGAAGAGUAAGAACUACAAGAUCGGAUACAAUUUAAUUGAAAAUAAGAUCUUUGAUAUUGACACUGAUAUCACUGGACUUACACCAAGAGAUAUGUUGUUGUAUUAUUACUAUGGUGGUUUGAUCUAUAUUGGCAUGAAGGAAUACUCAAAGGCAUACAAUUUUUAUGAUCUUGCUAUGCAAAUUCCAGCUCUUGCUUUGAAUGCUAUCAUGGUUGAAAGUGCCAAGAAACUUGUUUUGGUUUCACUUUUAGUACACGGUAAAUAUUUGGGUAUUUCAAAGAAUGCUUCAAACUUGGUUCAUAGACACAUGAAGACAUUCUGUUCUCUCUAUUUAGAUUUUGCUUCUGCUUUUGAACGUAAUGAUGUCGAAAAGGCUCUCAAGAUCAUGACUGAAAAUGCUCAAGUUUUCAAGGAAGAAAAGAAUUUGGGUUUGAUGAAGCAAUGUAUUUCUGCUCUCAAUAGAAGAAAUAUUCAAAAGCUUACUUCAACAUAUGUUACUCUCUCUUUGGUUGAUAUUGCCAAGGCUGCUCGUUUGAAGGAUGCUAAGGAAGCCGAAUCUCUCUUGUUCAAGAUGAUUGAUAAUGGUCAAAUUAAUGCUAGAAUUAACCAAGUUGACGGAAUGGUUACCUUUGAAGAAGACAGUCAAUCAUCUAACUUUGUUUCUCCUUUCACAAAUCAAACUCUUGAUAGAAGUAUUCAAAAGACAGUUGACUUUACCAAACGUCUCAAGAGGAUGGAUGAAGAAAUUUCAACAUCAUCUGCUUAUAUUAUUCGUUCAUUUGGUUUGAGAGAAGAAAUGUUCACAAUGGAUGCUAUGUCUAACAAGAGAGGUGGUGCUGCAUCAAUUGGUCGUUUGCUUGGAUCUUUCGACAUGUGGAGAUAAACUCUUAAAUGAUCUGAAAAUUUGUAAAUCUAUGUAAACAUAAAAAGUCCUGUAAUUUUU